Messenger RNA from Rhipicephalus microplus (southern cattle tick), 1515 nucleotides. Its product is annotated as protein disulfide-isomerase. Gene Ontology annotation, molecular function: protein disulfide isomerase activity. The record is from RefSeq and is a predicted model, not a curated record. NCBI's taxonomy places the organism in Eukaryota, Metazoa, Arthropoda, Arachnida, Ixodida, Ixodidae. Gene Ontology annotation, biological process: protein folding; response to endoplasmic reticulum stress. Gene Ontology annotation, cellular component: endoplasmic reticulum.
AUGUUUUCUCCAAGGUUACUCGGUCUACUGUGCUGCUUAGCGGCGGCCAACUGCACGGAAUACGAUGUUGAGGACCAGGUGCUCGUUCUCAACGGCAGCAACUUCGACAUGGCCAUCAAGGAGCACAAGCACGUGUUUGUCAUGUUCUACUCCCCGCUCACGGUCGACUACCACGCCUUGUCAUCCGUAUAUGCCAAGACCGCUAAGCAGCUCGUGGAGGAAGGCUCGGACGUCAAGCUGGCCAAGGUGAACACCAUGUACGAUCAUCAGCUCUUUUGGCACUACGCGCGCGGCUUGCCAACCCUCACGUUCUUCCGAGACGGACAACCGGCCGAGUACAAGCGUGACCACACGGUAGAGGAGAUGACCCAGUGGAUCAAGAAGAAGGUCCAACCUCCGGCUCAGCUACUAACUACCGUGGACGAUGCCAGGGCCUUCGUGGACAGCGCGAACGUCACCGUCGUGGGCUUCUUCAAGGACCAGACGAGCGUGGAGGCCAAAGAAUUCCUCAAGGCUGCGUAUACCAUCGAAGAGCACGCUUUUGCAAUCACUUCGGAGGACGCAGUGUACAAGGAGCUUGGUGCCAGCAAGGACGGAGUUGUGCUCUUUAAAAAGUUUGACGAGGGCAGGAACGUGCUUGCAUUGAAGCCUACCUGUGACAGGAUUCGGACAUUCGUCGCCGUGAACAGCCUGCCCCUCGUAUCGGAUUUGACGAAGGAAAAUUACAAGGACUUGAUCAACGUCCCUGUUCGACAGUACAGCAUACUCUUCUACAGCAAGGACAGUGGCGAUAUGACGGAAGUUCUGGAGAACUUCAGGGAGACUGCUGCUGCCUUCAGGUACAAGGUGGUCUUCGUGACCAUCGACGUUGAUCAAGAGGACGUCAGGAUGAUCGUCAGUUACUUCUUCAUGGGGAAGCGCGAUGUUCCCGCCCUUCGAUUCGCAAACCUCGAGCGUCCCCAAUAUGCGAUUCGCUUCAAGCCCGAGACGAACUCGCUCGAGGCAGAGGACAUCAAAAGCUUUGUCCAGGGCGUGCUGGACGGCACCAUCAAAGACGAACCUCUUUUGCCAGGUCAAGGGGACUUUGAAUCGCAAUCCGCCCAGGUGGUCGUGCAAGAGAACUUUGACGAGGUAGUGUUCGACAAGACCAAGAACGUCCUUGUGCUGUUCUACACGCCCUGGUCCAUUCGCUGUUUUGCUAUGACGGUAAUCUGCGAUAGACUGGCCCCCGAGUACAAGGACCGCAAGGACUUGCUCAUCGCCAAGAUGGACGUCACGACUAAUGAGAACGAGCACACAGAGAUCCACAGCUUCCCCACCUGGAGGCUGUACAAGAAGGAGACCAAUGAGGUUGUUGAGUUCAACGGCGAGCAAACGGAAGAGGGGCUCCGCGCUUUCAUCGACAUCACGUGCGGCGAUGCACAUCCAGCAGGGGUUGAAGAUGAAAAGGAGGAGAAAGAGGAAAAGGAAGCGAAUGAGGAAAGGGAUAAAGAAAACAAGAGGGACGAACUUUGA